This is a messenger RNA of Peronospora matthiolae, 663 nucleotides long. Lineage: Eukaryota; Oomycota; Peronosporomycetes; Peronosporales; Peronosporaceae. The record is from the annotation of a GenBank genome assembly.
AUGUGGUCAACCGGUAGACCACCCCCCACCUUCGCCGGUCCUCGCGCCAGUGAUGAGUACGUCAAGACCGACAUCAUUGCGUUCGGCUUGAUGUUACUUCACACGAGCGCGGACUAUCAUCACGUGGUUGAUGACUGCGACGAGGCAUGGGUUGCGUGGACACAGCUGAAGACUCUCUACGGCGCAUCGCAGAAGGCGGGACAGAUCUUCUUGAAGCGAAAGCUGUUCAGCAUGGAGAUGGCGGAGGGCGGCAAUGUAAUGCAUCAUUGCAAUGAAGUUCUCAACAUCAGCGCCAAGCUCAGCAGCAUCGGCGCCGAGAUGGAGGACGAGGACGUGGCGAUCUGCUUGUUGUGCAGCCUCCCCAAGAGCUACGAGAAAGUCGUGCUGAACUUGGAGAUGAGCAGCGCGGAACUGCGAUCGCGAGACGUCGUGAGAGUGCUCACGAAUGAGCACAUCAAGAGGCAAGGUGACAAGACGAAAUCGGUGAAGACUAAAGACGCGGCAGAGGCCUUCAGUACCGAGCGUGAACCUCGCCAGUGUACAUACUGCAGAAAAUUGGGGCACACGGCGGAGCGGUGCUGGACCAAGCAGAAGGACGAAAAUCAAGGUGGAGCUCGACGCGGCGGCAACAAUGCUCGUGGACGCGGAGCCAACAACGUGUAG